This is a messenger RNA of Darwinula stevensoni, 768 nucleotides long. Lineage: Eukaryota; Metazoa; Arthropoda; Ostracoda; Podocopida; Darwinulidae. The record is from the annotation of a GenBank genome assembly.
AUGGCAGAGCAGGCUGGCGGGCGCUUCCUGCUGCGCAUUGAAGACAUCGACACGACACGCAGCAAGCCGGAUUUCAUUGAGGCGAUCUUUGAGGACCUUCACUGGCUGGGUCUGAAAUGGGAAGAACCCGUCCGGCGACAAUCGGAGCAUUUCGCUGACUACAAGGCAGCCUUGGCGAUGUUGCAUGCUCGAGACCUCGUUUACCCUGCUUUUAUGACACGCUCUGAAAUUGCAGAGGCAUCAGAACUGUUGUCAGGUGACUGGCCCAUGGACCCGGACGGCAUGCCGCACUACCCGGGACGGGAACGGGACCUGAACCUUGCCGAUCGCAAUAGCCUGAUGAGUACCGGCUUGCCUUUCGGUUGGCGGCUCAACAUGAAAAGAGCGGUUGAAAUUGCAGGACCGCUGACCUGGACCGAAACCGGCGAUGGCACCAAACGCAUCAUUCAGGCACGACCUGAAAUCUGGGGUGACGUGUUGAUUGCGCGCAAGGACGUUCCGGCAAGCUAUCACUUGUCAGUCGUUGUUGAUGAUGCCUUGCAGGGUAUCAGCCACGUUGUGAGGGGCCAAGAUCUCUUUGAAGCCACGGCUAUUCACCGGCUCUUGCAAUCUUUGCUCGACCUGCCGGUGCCGGAUUACAAUCAUCAUCGGCUACUGACUGAUGCAAAGGGGAAAAAGCUCGCCAAGUCAAAGACAUCAAAGCCGCUUCGCGAAUUGCGCCAUGACGGAUUUUCGCCUGCCUACAUCCGCCAGCUGAUCGGCCUUUAA